GGUUUACAACUGUCAGUCCCGCUGGAGUGAAGCCGUGCAGUUCACAGCGCGAGUGGACAAGUGGAGACAAUUGGAUGAAACACGGAUUCGAUAGUAGGAAAAACUGUCUAUAGAACUAAAGGAUACAAUUGAAACGUUUCACAUGGGGAGUUAAAGAACAAAAUGACGUGUAUGCGUUACACUAUGUUACUGUUCUCAGUUUUGGAGUUAUUGUUGUUUGGAUACACAGCUGGUUUGUCGCGUGCUGUACGUCGCCUGAGCGAUGAGAACGCGUCUCCAGGCGCGAGACUCCCGCGUGCUGUGUUGGAUGAGACGUUGGAGACGACCACCAUCCCAAACCACUUACAGGAGGACGACAGGGACUCCAGGUUUUCACCUUUCACAACCACAAUGACCAUUACAACCAGGAAUUUCAAAACAACUGGUAAAACUAACCAACUACAGCCCUUCUGGCUGACCACCACGGCAGCGCUUCUGACCAAAACAAUGAACCCAACCUCCAAAGGCAGUAAAAUCAAAGAAAACUCCACAACACUAAACAUUACAGUAAAACCUACUUCUUCUUCUUCAAUAACUGAGACAAAAAACACAACACCACCUGCACUGGAUACUGCAAAGAGUUCAUGGACAGUGAAAAGCACCUCAAAGCCUCUUGUCGUGACCACUGAGAAAGGACCUCAGUGCAACUGUAGUGCUGAGGGUUCAGAGGACCUGAACACCUGUGACUCGGUCACGGGUCAGUGUGUGUGCAUACCUGGAUACACGGGUCAACAUUGUGAUGAAUGUGAGAAUGAGUAUUUCACCAACGGUACCAGCGGCUGCCAAGCUUGUGACUGUGACUCCUAUGGAGCUGUAAGCCGACUCUGCAAUAGUUCAGGCAUGUGCAUCUGCAAGAUGGGAGUGCAUGGGGACAAGUGUGACGACUGCCGCCCAGGUUUCUCACACUUCAGCAGCACAGGGUGCCAACCUUGCCAAUGCAAUAAUCAUAGCAGCUACUGCCACCCACAGUCAGGCAUCUGCGUGAACUGCCAAGGCAACACCGAAGGACCCAGUUGCGAGAACUGCAGGUAUAAUUUCUACAGAAGGCCCGGUUCUCCCGUGACGGACCCCUGCAUCCCCUGCCCCUGCUCCAGUGUCACCUCCACAGGCAGCUGUAAGCUGGACUCAAGUGGCCAGCCUUUCUGUAUCCAGUGCAAGCCGGAGUACCAGGGUCCCAACUGUGAGCAGUGUAGUGAUGGCUUCUACAACGCCGACAGCAUCUGCCUUCCCUGUAACUGCAGCGGGAACGGAGACCCCCGCUUAUCACCUCGGAUCUGUCACCCGGACACGGGCCACUGCCUGAGCUGCAUCAACAACACUACGGGACUGCACUGCGAGCGCUGCGCAGAGGGAUUCACGGGGGACGCCCUCGCCAGGAACUGCACUCCUACAGUCGUCCACACUUCUCCUUCAACCACUACCCACUGGUUUCACUACACCACCAUGACCUCCAGCCCCAAUGCUACAGCACAAUUCACCACCUCCUCUACCACCCUGCUUAGCAGCCUGGGCAGCUCCACCACUAACACCACCACUACCACGGUGACUCCGCUCCCAUGGAACCAGUUCAACAUCAUCAUCCUGGCCGUCAUCAUCAUAGUUGUGCUACUUCUCUUGGCGGUGGUGGGUGGCGUGUACACUUACAGGGAAUACCAAAACCGCAAGUUGAACGCCCCGUUCUGGACCAUCGAGCUGAAGGAGGACAACAUUAGCUUCAGCAGCUAUCACGACAGCAUUCCGAACGCAGAUGUAUCAGGGCUUUUAGAGGAUGAACUUAGUGACGUGGGCAACGGACAACUUGCUUUAACCGGUCCUGGUAGUUUGUAUAAGGUGUAACUGAUUUUUAAGCUGGGCUGCUACACCGGCACUGGAUCGACACUGGGCAGAUUGUGGACCUGUGGAUAUGUGGACCCCCGUUUUUGUUUUUAUGCCGAUGAAAAAGGACAUUGUUUUUCUCUUCAGACAUAAUGAAAACACUCACACAAGCACUCCAAAACAAGAAGAGCCAGUAGUAAAUAAAGAACAUAAGCAGUGCAUCUGACUGAAAAGCCAAGCUAAACAUCCUGCCCUGUUGAAGACCACAUGUUACAACCCAAAGCUGAAACAUGUGGUCUUGCUUUGAAGAAAGAGAUGCAGAAUCUAAUUUGCUAACAGAAUACUAGACAGUGAAGCAUGUCUGGUUCGAUCAAUCGAAUGCAUCUGCUUAUUAACAUUAUUUGCACAUUUACAAACGUCCAUUCACUCGUUCUCUUUGUAAAUGCUGUGGAUGUUUUAAAUACACAGAGAGGACGUUCGUUUUCAACAAACUCAGGAUGGAUAUCGUUUUUGUUGUUUAAACCACACCAUUUUAGUGUUGCUUCAGCACAAGGAAACCACACAUGCUAUUACAUGUGCAUUACUUUAGGGGGCACCAUUACACUGGACCUGACAUGGAGACCAGGCCUGUGUAUUAUCCAAUGGAAAUAACUAAUACUGAAUGGUAGAUGCUGAAUAAACUUUUUCUUCUUUUUUUUGGCUUUCUUGCCGAAGUGAAAUACAAGAAGGGAUGAUUUAUUUUUAUCAGGCCAAAGAGGAUCUGUGUGUCAGUCUCAGGAGGAUAGAGUCUGGCUAUUUCUUGUCACAGUUUUACAACGACAAAGAGGAUUUAGAAGACUGUUUCACAAUGUAUGGAAUUUUACUUGUUUUAUUUAUUUUCAGAAAUUUAUUGUCAAUCCGCUUUUCUUUUGUGACUUAUCACCGGCCACCUGUUGAAAGGUGCCAUGCCUUGUGUGGACUUGACACAACAGUAUGUCUUAGAGUUUAUGUUGGGAGAGUUUAACAGUUUUGGCUAAUUUAUUUGGGCGAACCUCUCUCAGAUUCAUGGUUUAGGGACAGUUUGUUUGUCACAGAGGACGGGGACAAAUACUUUCAGAUGAGCAAUAAUGCCUGUUGGUUCUCACAGCUGUACUGGACAGAAUUAAUCACUGCCAUUUGUGUAGCACAGGCUAAAACAAGUUGAUCGAAUGGUUCAGUGAGUGACUAAGUGCAUGUGUUUGUGUGUGUGGGUAUAUGUGUGGGUGCUGAGCGUUGUAAUCUAAUAUAUUACUAAGUGAGUUGGAUAUAUGUCAGUAAAAGACAUGAAAGGGUUGGUAUGUUCUUGGUAGGAGAUGACCUGAACUGAAGAGCAAUAGUUCAUCUCUGUCUGUAUCUCAAAUGACUCUUGGGAUGUCUAAUUUUAGCUCCCUCCCCACUUUCACAGUCUUUUCCCAGGGUGUAUUGGUACAAAACCAUGUAAAUAUUAGAUGUACAGAAUGGUUGUCUUGAGAAGGCUGCUAUUAAAUUGGUACAUGUGGCGACAAAUUUUGUGUCCAACAUACUAGUUGCCGCACAUAGAGACUGUCGUCGUAAUGGUGUCUUAAUCUUACAUUGUAUGCAUUGUGCAGUAUGCAUGGUGCACCACAUUCACAAUAGCUCUGUGAAAGAUUUCAAUAAAAGUUUUACUAUAA
Molecule: messenger RNA, 3524 nt
Organism: Megalobrama amblycephala (Wuchang bream)
Lineage: Eukaryota; Metazoa; Chordata; Actinopteri; Cypriniformes; Xenocyprididae
Product: multiple epidermal growth factor-like domains protein 9
Exons: 6
Coding region: 163-1875 (570 amino acids)
Biological process (GO): axon guidance
Cellular component (GO): basement membrane
Molecular function (GO): extracellular matrix structural constituent
Source: RefSeq, a predicted model, not a curated record